Sparassis crispa is the source of this 711-nucleotide messenger RNA. RefSeq lists its product as hypothetical. The coding region runs from base 1 to 711 and encodes 236 amino acids. The record is from RefSeq and is a predicted model, not a curated record. Lineage: Eukaryota; Fungi; Basidiomycota; Agaricomycetes; Polyporales; Sparassidaceae. The transcript has a single exon.
AUGUCGACCAGCACUGAUAAUACGAGCAAUAGCAAUGCUUACCGGAUUCCGCUCCUGAAAGAAGACAAUUGGCUCUCGUGGAAGCGCCACGUCGAGGCCAUCCUUAAUGAUAAGGGUCUCCAGGAGUAUGUGACUGGAAAGACACUGAAGUCGCAGCCGAGUAAUGACCCGGCCAAUAGGGCAGCGAGAGAGGCGGAGAUUAGUGUCUGGAGAGAGAAGGACCUCAAGGCCCAGAACGUAAUUGUGCUAUCGCUGGGAGAUUCCCAGAUGGUGCACAUCGCUGGAGCUGAGACGGCACGGGCCAUGUGGGAGCAGCUCCGCACAGUCAAGGAACAGCGUGGACAGCAUGGAAUUCUCGUGCUGUGCCGGCGUUUUUACCAGAUGCAAGCCAAGGAAGAAGACAAUAUCUCCAAUCAUAUCACACAGUUGCGACAGAUCCAGGAACAACUCCACCUAAUGGGGAAGGUUGUUUCUGAUGAGGAUUUCCGGCUCAUCCUGGCCACUUCAUUACCGGAGUGUCACGGGGGCCAGUCGUGCCACCGUACAUCCGGUUCAUCAUCGUCAGUGACUAAGCCUUCGCAAGGGCUCAAGUCAAUCAUGAGGGGUCCGACCUCCAGUCAUAGCGAUAACCAGAGGUCGGCCCAGUGGAGUAGUCUUAUGAAUGCUUGGCUGCUGUCUGCGGACCAAGGUCGAUCUAUUGCACAGAUGUAG